AUGAUAUCACACAUGUUCAAAUUGUAUAUGACUGUAGUGAUUUUAUGCACAUCAAUCAUGAUGGAGAUUGAAUCAGCCACGUUUACGGUACCAAUUGAGUUUUGCGAGACAGGACAAAUGUAUGUUUCACUGGACGGAGUGAAUAUUUCACUCAAUUCUAAUCAUAUGUUAACAAUGGAAAACAGACAUUGUACUACAACAAUUUCUUUAACAUCACCAAAUGAGCAAGAAAUAGCAACUCAAACUGGAUAUCGUGAAGGCACUGUCCUAUGUAGAUCACAGCUAUCAUAUCGAUCUCAGCAGGCAGUUGAAGAAGACUGA
Schistosoma rodhaini is the source of this 321-nucleotide messenger RNA. The record is from the annotation of a GenBank genome assembly. NCBI's taxonomy places the organism in Eukaryota, Metazoa, Platyhelminthes, Trematoda, Strigeidida, Schistosomatidae.